Molecule: messenger RNA, 2477 nt
Organism: Rhipicephalus microplus (southern cattle tick)
Lineage: Eukaryota; Metazoa; Arthropoda; Arachnida; Ixodida; Ixodidae
Product: type I phosphatidylinositol 4,5-bisphosphate 4-phosphatase-B
Biological process (GO): phosphatidylinositol dephosphorylation
Cellular component (GO): late endosome membrane; phagocytic vesicle membrane; lysosomal membrane
Molecular function (GO): phosphatidylinositol-4,5-bisphosphate 4-phosphatase activity
Source: RefSeq, a predicted model, not a curated record
AUCGUCCUUGAGUUGCAGCCACUCGCCCAACGCUGCAGCCAGCCUACUGCAGGUCGGGGGUGCACAUCCUCACCUCCUCGCUGAAAUUUGUGUGUCACAUGUUUGUUGUCUUUGCAAAAUGGAUCUGAGGGACGAUUCAGCUGAGCGAACGCCGUUACUGCAGGAGCAAUCCGAUUCAUCGUUCCCCAGCUACAACGUCCAAGCUAGGGAUGAACUGCCACCACCUUACAGUCCUCAGUAUGCCACCCAGGGGAACAUUGUCCCAUGCAGAGUCUGCGGCUAUGUCAUUGACAUCACCAAUCGACGAGACCAACAUGUGGUCAAAUGUUCUCGCUGUAAUGAGGCUACGCCAAUUCGCCAUGCACCUCAUGGCAAAAAGUAUGUGCGUUGCCCAUGUAACUGCUUACUGAUAUGCAAUGUGACAUCACAAAGGAUAGGCUGCCCGAGGGCCAAUUGCCAUCGAAUCAUCAACUUGGCUCCCAGUACGACCAACAUUCCUCCUGCCUCUGUGCCUGGACUUUGUCGAGUAUCUUGCGUGCAUUGCCAGCAAACUUUUUUGUUCAACACAUUGAACAAUGCUCUGUCUCGAUGCCCGCACUGCAGAAAAGUAUCAUCUGUAGGGCCCCAGUUUGCCCGCACAAGAGGAAUUUUGUCACUUAUUUUGGCUCUGGUUAUAUUAGCCAUUACACUUGGAAUCACACUUGGGACAUACCAGUAUGCUGUUGAAAAGAAGGGUAUUUACGUUGUCUAUGCUUGUGGUCUGAUUGCAUUCCUCCUAUUCCUGCUGCGCUCCCUGUAUUACCUCACCAUGAGGGUGUCUCAUAUUGAAGAGCCUGCGUGAAGUUUGAGUAAUUGUGGUGUCAAUGACAAGGCAUUCGAAGCCUUUUGAAAGUGGCUGCACCUUAUGCUUUCGUAUAUUCCUCCAAUAGCCCCUUCAUCCAGGUCUGAAAGCUGGAAGAAUUUUGACACUUCCUUUCUUGUCAUUUUUCUUUGUGUGUGCUGCAAUUGUGUACAUAACAACAUUUGUCUUUUUUAAGCAGUGGUGAGGUAGCUCUGUGGUGGUCCUGUUUUAGUUCUCGCAGAAGCUCCAGAUUGAAUGUGUGUUUGUGUUGUGACAUGUACUGCCUUUUUCUAUGUAAAAUUUGCUUUGAUAUUAAUUUUUUGACUGAUUGUUUAAUGGGAAACAACAGCACUGAAUGUUUCCCGAUUCUCUAGUACAGGCAUGGAUGUGACCAUGUUAUAUUUUGCUUCCUUUGACAGAGUGCUACAAUAUAUUUUAGCUUGGUGCAAUGCAAACCAGUAAAUAGUGGCAUGGGUACAUGUGUUGAUGUGUACGCAUCAACUUUAGUAUAUCAUGGCCCAUUUAUUAAAAAUUGUACAGGAUAUUACACUCGGCCUGUCUAAUGCUUCAGGCUUAACUUUCCGUUACCAAGAAACUAGCGAGCUAGUAGGCCGAUUUUGCGGAGGUUGCUUUUUCCGAAAAAAAAAGUAUUCAUUUCUGUUGUCCUUGUGUGCCUUUUCAAUGCUUUUAUUGACUUUAAACAGGCCUUGUAACUUUCUAGCCAUAGGUUGUUCAAAAGCAGUGUUGUUGGUACAGGAUGAAGGGAAACAUAAUUUUUCUAUUUGUUAAUCAAGAUUGUCUUGGGAGGCCAGUAUGUUAAGGAACAAAUAUGCCUCUCUGUUUGACAAAUUGUAUGAGUUUUAAUUAUUUUAAAUACUGCUGUGUAGCAUAAAGAGAGUCAUUUGCAUGCAUUGAGUAGCUAUAUUGUACUCAGUCACAUUUUUUAGACUGUAUCUAGUUUACAUGACGUGACCACAGCACUUGGGUUCAGAAAUUUGGAACUGUAGUCAGUCAUGUUUUAUGUAGUUUCUUUUUUCUUUCCUACUGUGUUAUGGCUGUUAAUGGAACACCGAACCAGUGUUUGGGCUGUGUGCGUAAAAAAAAAAAAGAACGAAUGAUGCCUUGAAACUGGUGCUAUGCAGAGUGAGAGACUGUCUUACUAGGGUAUCAUGAAUGUUGGCUGAUUGUUGCACAUGUGAGGAAUGCUCUAUAUUGUGUAGUGAGGACUGCAUGGUUUGUUGACAGCUUCUGUGUGAAAGGCAUGGCUAAAGUACCUGUCGAGAAAAUAGACGAAGAUCCUGUGCACCUGUACCUCUAGCUCAUCAAAGUACAGUUGCAAAAAAGCCGUUGUGGUUAGAUUAUUGUUGACGAAAGAUUGACGGUCCUAUUCAAAAGAGACUGUUCCAUCACCAUUUCAUAAUGCACCUGGAUACCCAGAUUCACGUGUAGUAGAGGUGUUCCAGCCAUGAAUUUAUUUAGAGCUUUUUGGAAGUGCUUUAUUUUUGCAUGUCAAAAAAAUGUUUUGUUGUUUAUGAGAAGAUACAUGCUUUUUAGUGCUUAUUUUCUGCUGUAUUGGAAUAGUACAUAUUUUUAAAUAAAUUUUGUCGAGGCUGAGCACUCUGCUGAAGUUAGAGCA